Messenger RNA from Helicoverpa armigera (cotton bollworm), 2657 nucleotides. RefSeq names its product Ferrochelatase (gene Fech). The coding region runs from base 168 to 1358 and encodes 396 amino acids. Gene Ontology annotation, molecular function: protoporphyrin ferrochelatase activity. The record is from RefSeq and is a predicted model, not a curated record. Lineage: Eukaryota; Metazoa; Arthropoda; Insecta; Lepidoptera; Noctuidae. Gene Ontology annotation, biological process: heme biosynthetic process. The transcript has 10 exons. Gene Ontology annotation, cellular component: mitochondrion.
UCGUUCAUCAUUAUCGGCUUAGUUGUCAUUAUCCCGGCGAGCGAUUAUUAUGUGUGAAAUAAAAUAAAUUCAAACAACAAUAAAAAAUAUACAAGUUGCAUUUAUUUAACAGCAUUCGUGUAACAAGAUAAAAUUUUUACAUUCCUGUAAAAGUGUCAGGCAAUAAAAUGUUAUCAACAAUAUGUCGCAAAACGUUCCCAAGGGUACCAAGGCCAGCAAGCCUCAGUUCUGUAAGAAUGCUCUCGGAUGUUCAGAAUCCCAAGACAGCUAUUGUCAUGCUCAACAUGGGUGGACCUACUCAUAUUGAUCAGGUCGGAGAUUACCUACACCGUAUUAUGACGGAUAGAGAUAUGAUACAAUUACCAAUACAAAAUAAAUUAGGUCCCUGGAUAGCGUCGCGACGAACAGAGGAAGUCCAAAAGAAAUAUAUGGAGAUUGGAGGCGGAUCACCUAUCCUUAAGUGGACUAAUAGUCAAGGUCGUCUGCUAGUAGAAGCUUUAGACAAGUUAUCCCCGGAAACUGGGCCACACAAACAUUAUGUAGCUUUCAGAUAUGUACCACCUUUCACUGAAGAAACUUUCGCGCAGCUUGAGAAAGAUGGUGUGGAACGUGCAGUAAUAUUCUCCCAGUACCCUCAGUAUAGUUGUGCGACCACUGGUUCCAGCUUAAACGCUAUAGCCGACUUCUAUAAAUCCACGCCCGUACCGAAAAAUAUAAAAUUCAGCAUGAUAGAGCGAUGGGCGAGUCACCCACUGUUAGCCAAAGUGUUCGCUCAAAGGAUCCAAGAGAAACUGGAGGCUUUUGAUCCCAGCAUACGAGACGACGUCGUUAUACUGUUCACUGCUCAUAGCUUACCUCUGAAGGCAGUAUCCCGCGGCGACACAUACCCACACGAGGUAGCCGCCACAGUGGGCAGUACCAUGCAGCAGCUAGCAGUACCCAACCCGCACCGACUGGUCUGGCAGUCCAAAGUGGGACCCCUGCCGUGGCUGCAGCCUUAUACCGACGAUGCUAUUAAGGCAUAUGCAAAGCAGGGCAGAAAACAUUUACUGUUGGUGCCCAUUGCGUUUGUGAAUGAACAUAUUGAGACAUUACACGAGUUGGAUAUUGAAUACUGUUACGAUGUAGCUAAAGAGGCUGGUAUAAAACAAAUAGAAAGAGCGGCAACACCGAACGUGCAUCCGACAUUCAUAGAAGCUCUCGCAGACGUCGUGAUUAACCAUAUGAAUAGUGGACAGAGAGUUUCUAAACAGUUCCUUACAAGAUGCCCACACUGCGUCAGUGCUCGAUGCCAGAGUUCCAAAGAGUUCUUCAGGGAACUCUGCACUGAUAAAUAUUAUGAAAAAAAUGUUCUAUAAGUUUAAACAAAUAAUAAAUAUGUCACUAGCAGCUAGAUAAUGUCUCACGAAAGCGGGUGAGCUUUAGUUGUGUGUGUAAAUGUGUAUGCAGAUUAUCUUUGUACUAGCUUCCGCCCGCGGCUUUAGAGUUCGGUUAUAUCGCGUUUCCAAGAGAACUAUUCAAUAGUCCGGGAUAAAAACUAUCCAAUGUUCUUUCUCAAGGUCAAUUCUAUCUCUGUACCAAAUUUUAUUAAAAUCAGUUCAUUGGUUUAGACGUGAAACUUUAACAGACAGACAGAGUUACUUUCUCAUUUAUACCUAAUAUUAAGUACACACACAAGUAUGGCUAACCCGCUUUCGUGAAAUAAAACAUCUAUAGUUAAAUUAAGGAUCUUUUUCCUUUUAAAAUGCACCAUUUGUAAGUAUUUUAAAGUUUUAUUUUUUAGGGUUCCGUAACCAAAGGGUAAAUAAACACCUACAGGCGCACUCAUUUAAUUUAUUUGUAUGAUGUACAUAAUUUACGAAUGGUGCAUCACGUUUAGGGCUGCCAUCUCGUAUUUCGCCAAACCCGGACAAACAUUAAAAAAACCGGCGGACAUUUGGCGUAAAUCGCAUUUUUUCCCCGAACGAGUACGAUUUUUUUUAAACAUAAUAGUAUCUAAUUUGUAAUCCAUUUACUAUAGACAUAUACUUAAAUUUAAUGAGGUGCUUCCUUACAUGAAAAGUGUCCGGGUUUUCCCCGGACACUUCUUGAAACCCCGCCCGGACGGCCCCCGGACGGUCUCUAAACGAGGACAAAUCCGGGGAAACCCGGACGGAUGGCAGCCCUAAUCACAUUUCUAGCUUACGGCCGUUUCCGAUAUUCUAUCUAUGUAUUUGAUGACUUGCUUACUAGAUAUAGAAUUAUGUCAUUAACAUACGAGUAAUGUUAAGUUCCUAUCUCUAUACCCUAUCCACGGAAGCAAGAGCUAAAAGGUAAACAAAGAAUGACACUUUUUCAAGAUGGCGGUAUAACCCGACCGAUGACAAAACGUCACAUUUUUGUGUAAAAUGUUCGCAGUAUCUGUGAUUUUGCCAUCGGUCAGGUUAUACCGCCAUCUUGAAAAAGUGUCAUUCUUUGUUUACAUUUUAGCUCUUGCUUCCGUGGAUAGAGUAUAGUAAGGAAAUCAAUACUUAGAUAGAAUAUUGAAAACGGCCGUCUGCCUUAUCACUCACUUUCAUUAUAAUGUUUUUUUUUUCGAUUCAAUAGCACAAUUUUAUGAUUAAGUACUAUAAAAGAGUUUUGACAGAUAUAAAUAUGCUCUGGUUUUUAAGUUAAAA